AUGAUCUGGCCAAAAUUCCAUCCAAGUAUCACAACCACACUGGAUCUGCGAACCCCAACCUUCACAGAGCUUGGUCGCAACACAUCCAUUUCGGAUCCCGACGAUCUUGGCCACCCGGAGCGUGUUGAGAUUCCAUAUUCCAAAUCAGGUGAGGCGGGAGCGUUCAUCGUGCUGCUGACACUGCAAAAACCGCGCGAGAAUCUUCUCGCGAUCGUGACACCACUGCCGCACGCUGCCACCGCUCAGCUUCCAUCCCUUGGCACAACAGUACUAGAUGGCCCGUGUGCACCCAGCCACUCAAUCGCAGAACUGACACGCGGUGGAUCGGGAGAACGCAAGGCCAUGGCGCGCACGCACAAGACGACCCGAAUCAAGCGUCAAAUGGCCGACCAAGCUCGUGAGGAAGACCAUGCCCGUACCGCAGAGGCCGUCUACAUGCGUACUACGAAGCAAGUGCUAGUUGUGAGUGAAACAGGAGGCGUCAAGCAGCGCAACCAGGACUUGCGAAGCACACUUUCGGAUGACGACGCAAUGACGAAGACAGUGGUCAAAUCCAAAUGA
Phytophthora nicotianae INRA-310 is the source of this 561-nucleotide messenger RNA. RefSeq lists its product as hypothetical. The coding region runs from base 1 to 561 and encodes 186 amino acids. NCBI's taxonomy places the organism in Eukaryota, Oomycota, Peronosporomycetes, Peronosporales, Peronosporaceae. The transcript is spliced from 7 exons. The record is from RefSeq and is a predicted model, not a curated record.